This is a messenger RNA of Strongylocentrotus purpuratus (purple sea urchin), 2488 nucleotides long. RefSeq names its product UPF0692 protein C19orf54 homolog (gene c19orf54). The coding region runs from base 164 to 1078 and encodes 304 amino acids. The record is from RefSeq and is a predicted model, not a curated record. The transcript is spliced from 7 exons. NCBI's taxonomy places the organism in Eukaryota, Metazoa, Echinodermata, Echinoidea, Camarodonta, Strongylocentrotidae.
ACUAACAGUAGCAGACUCGCGAGUGACGUCUAGUUUUGAGCUUAAUAGUCUGUCGUUGACGUUCUUGACUUCUUGAAAUGCUAAAUUAUUGAUCCGGAAUGCUUCCUCCAAUCUUUUGUUUCAAGGUCCAAGGAUCAACAAAAGAAGUCUAGAAUAAGGCGGGAUGGCAUCUUUCCCAUCCCCUCCACCGCCUCCUCCUCCUCCUCCUUCUUCAAGUGUUGUUCCGCCACCUGUAAACCAUUUAGAUGAUAAGCAGAUGCAUAGAGACUUUGAGAGUUCUGCUGACGAGGUCAAACAGACUGUUGAGAGGCUGCCUUCAUGGAGACUGCAGUCAACAGAUGAAGCAAGGACUCGGUGGCUAGCUUGUAAUCAACAGAUCAAGCAUGUGGGUCAGCAAGGUACAACCUGUGGCCUAGUAGCAUUAUGUAUGGCUGCCAACAUGCUGAAUUCAGCAGAGAAAAGUCUGAAUGUAGUCUUGAGUUCAGCCAUAGAAAAAGGAUACACACUCCAGGGGGAAAUGUUUUCAGCAUCAAAUACCUUGAAGUUUGCAGAGGAAGAAUUUAACAUGACAGGAAGACUGCUCUCUGAUGGUCUUCAGAUUCAUAGAAAGGAUGUGAUAAGUCAUCUAGCAAGAGGAUUACCAGUAUUAGUACCAUAUGAUAAAGACUCAAACAAUGAACCGGCCACAAGGAAGGGACAUUUUGCACAUUGGGCAGUCCUCACAGGUUUUGUGAUAAUACUGCCUGACGAUGUUGAUGUUCCACCUUGUUGUCAUGGUGACAGCACCUCAUCUAACCUCACCUACCUACCUCCUCCUUGGUCAGAUGACAUGAUCUCCAUCCUCCCGCAUCUCAUCAGCAAAGCAUCGUUGGUCUUCCUGUUUGCUAGGCAGGGUAAGAGUCGUCUUCUUGGGGCGUGGCAGUACGACGUCCUAGCGAGAAGCAAUAUGAACUUGACAGAGUAUGACCCCGCCCUUGAGGGAGAGUUUGUCUUUCAUCAAGAAGGAUUGGCAGCUGGUUUAGCAGAGAAAGUCAUCCUGUUGAACAGGAGAGAUGACAAGCCUUUGGAUGCCUUAUAACGAUGAUGUAUCAUGGGGGAGGGGGGGGGGGGCAGAAAAACACCUGAACAUGUUUUGUGAUUUAGUAAUUUUUCAGAAUAUCUGUACCAUAUAAAAUUGAAAUAACAUGCAAACUCAGUCCAACUCAAUUAUUUCUUUGAGAUGGUGAAGGAAACACCCUCAUAGAAAAUUUUAGCGAGGUUUCUAUGUUUGACAAAAUUAAUUUGCAUAAAAUUUGCCAUUUAUUGUAAAUGUUCAAAAUGUAUUUAUAUACAAUUUAAUCACAGCUGAAUAGUAUGUGUUUUCAUUAGUAAUCCUUUUGAUUCAGUAAGGAGAGUCAUUUUGCCAUGAAAUUCUUGGCAAUUAUAUUUGUUCGGGGCAAAUAUUCUUGUUUCCCAUAGACCAAAAUAAAGGAUUCACUUGGUAAUGUUUUAAACCAUUAAAGAUAGAUAAUUUAAUUAAAGCUUUACAAUGAUGAUCUGAAAGUAAGCCUAUUGGCAACUGGCUGCAACAGCAGACUUGUAAAUUGCCUAUCUUAUAUGCAACAUUGUCUUCCAGAGAUAUUUGCCUGAAAUUUGACAUUUCAAAGUCAGUAGUUAGAAUUUGCAGUAUUUUUCUGCUAUCGUUAAUGUGGGAUUGCAGUGAUGCCUUGUGAUGUGUUAUAACUUGAUUGUCUGUAGGCUGAUUUUUGGUGCAAUAUGUUUACUGCAGUGGCUAAUGUGCUUUGGGAAUUUUAAUUGUUGGUAGCUACGAUUGCGAACAAUUAUGCCACCACUUUUUACAAAUCAGAACAUUAAUGUAAAUCAAUGGAGUUUGAUAAGUUACAAUGCCAAUAUCAAGAUAUGCUAUAUAUGAUUUGAUCAAAGAUGAUCACGAGUUCUUGUAGUAAAUGUAUUGGAGUUCCGCUUCGAGUCAAACUGGCACAAAAGUUCGGUUGUUUAGACCUACCAACUAACCAGAAUUUUGCUGCAUGGAAAUAAUAUUUGAUCAAAAAGCACAACUCACAUUUACACAGAGCAGAUUGUGUUACUGUGUCAGGGUAGCUCAUUGCUAUGCUCAUUACUUGGGUAUAACAUAGUUUCUACCUUAAUCUCUAUGGCAGACAUCAUCUAUUUGCAGUUGUGGGCACUCAGUGUAAGCUUUGAUUCCAUGAGAAAAAUAUCUUCUGUCUAAUAAAUCCAUUCAGUUGUCCACUAAUGAAACAGACCUACUUUCUUCAGAGAUAUUUUGCACAUCAUUUGCACAAAAUUAUUUUUAAUUGCAGUUUGCAUGUGGAUCAGUUUUGCCUCAAAAAUUAAUCAACACAUGCCUAUAAUAAAUGUCAUACAUGUCAGUACUAUGUUGAACAGUAUGGAAUGUUUCAAGAAAAUGCCUUUUGUAGAAUAAAUUAUAUGAAUGACGACAUUAAUAAAGUUUUAAGUGUUCAUUUAA